AUGUUCAGUGGCUCCUCGAGCCCACCCAAAGACAAGCUUGAGACACUCCCGGAUACCAGCAUUGGAACUGGCUCCCCGGUCCUCGAAAAGGACGAGACCAGCCCAAUUCGCGAAAAGAAUAGUACCGUCACCAAAGCGGCCAGCUUCUUUAGCAGCGCCAAAAACUCCCUGAGCCUGAACGGGCCACGCGAAUCCCAAAACCCGGCCCAGCAGGUCACGCAGAGCCCGCUACACAAGCUGGGGAAGAUGGACCCGGCCCUGAGUGUCCCUCAAGGGUCGUUCAAUAACUCGGCCGGAGAGUCACUGCCCACCCCCAGAUCAUCGUUCCACGUCGGUGUCACGGAAGACAAAAAUCGAAAAUGUCGUCGGACAAUGGAAGAUACGCAUUCAUACCUCUACAACUUUCUCGGGACUCCGUCCCCGACCGCACCGCCCGACAUCAAUGGCACCGACCCCCCUGGGGCUGCGGAAGGGUCGCAAGCAUCCGAUGAAUCAUCCAACGUCGUGGAGACGGACAAUGGGUACUUUGCUAUAUUUGACGGGCAUGCCGGUACCUUUGCUGCGGAGUGGUGUGGCAAGAAACUACACUUGAUUCUGGAGGAGAUUAUGCGGAAGAGUCCCAACACGCCCGUGCCGGAACUGCUCGAUCAGACUUUCACCAGUGUGGACCAGCAGUUGGAAAAGCUGCCGGUGAAGAACAGUGGAUGUACUGCGGUCAUUGCACUGCUGCGCUGGGAGGACCGGGUUCCCAGCUCACAGUCGGCCACUGGGUCCUCCGCUCUCGCCCCGGCGACUGCCGCAGCUACAAAAGGCGAUGAAAACUUGGACGCUGAGACCCCGACGCAAGAAGCACAAUCGGGUGCCUCGACUGUAAUACCGAAACUUCAGGAGAAGGCUGCCCGGCAGCGCGUCCUGUAUACAGCCAACGUGGGCGAUGCUCGCAUCAUCUUGUGUCGCAAUGGGAAAGCGCUUCGCUUGUCUUACGACCACAAGGGUAGCGAUGAGAACGAAGGGAAAAGGAUCGCCAACGCUGGCGGGCUGAUCCUCAACAACCGUGUUAACGGGGUGCUAGCAGUCACUCGCGCCCUGGGCGAUGCGUAUCUCAAGGAGCUCGUCACCGGCCACCCUUAUACUACGGAAACCGUGAUCCAACCCGACGCUGAUGAGUUUAUAAUUUUGGCUUGCGAUGGACUAUGGGAUGUAUGCAGUGACCAAGAAGCCGUGGAUUUAGUUCGAAAUAUUCCCGAUGCUCAACAUGCUUCCAAGGUUCUUGUCGAUCACGCGCUCGCACGGUUUAGUACCGACAAUCUGUCUUGCAUGGUUAUUCGCCUUGACACGAACCGCCUGAAGGAUGUUGUCAAUAACACUGCCGACCCCAUCGGAGUGGACGGGGAUCCAUCAACGAAUGUCCCCCACGGCGUGAGCGAGGCCGACAAGAUCUUGGAGGGUGCCCGCAAGAGCAUGGAAAGCGCAGGGCUGACCGACGACGCAGAGUGGGCGGAGAAGACCAACGAGGAUAUUCUCCAGCGCAUGGCUAACGCCAACGCCAACGAAGAACCCGGGCCCGAAAUAGCUACAGAUCUACCUUCUGUGGAUAUCCUGAGCCCUAACAGUGUGCCUAAAGAGACACAUUGA
Penicillium riverlandense is the source of this 1635-nucleotide messenger RNA. It is a transcript of the gene ptcG, whose product is annotated as type 2C protein phosphatase PTC1. The record is from RefSeq and is a predicted model, not a curated record. Lineage: Eukaryota; Fungi; Ascomycota; Eurotiomycetes; Eurotiales; Aspergillaceae. Gene Ontology annotation, biological process: protein dephosphorylation. Bases 1 to 1635 code for a protein of 544 amino acids. The transcript is spliced from 3 exons. Gene Ontology annotation, molecular function: protein serine/threonine phosphatase activity; cation binding.